Messenger RNA from Malassezia restricta, 2385 nucleotides. RefSeq names its product protein HIRA/HIR1. Gene Ontology annotation, molecular function: nucleosome binding; protein binding. NCBI's taxonomy places the organism in Eukaryota, Fungi, Basidiomycota, Malasseziomycetes, Malasseziales, Malasseziaceae. Bases 1 to 2385 code for a protein of 794 amino acids. Gene Ontology annotation, biological process: chromatin remodeling; regulation of DNA-templated transcription; DNA-templated transcription. The record is from RefSeq and is a predicted model, not a curated record. The transcript has a single exon. Gene Ontology annotation, cellular component: HIR complex; nucleus.
AUGGUGCACAUUACCGUGCCGGACUGGGUCGUGCACAAGCCGGAUGAGCGCACGAAGCGCACGACGAUCUACAGCGUGAGUGUGCAUCCAGACGGCACGCGCAUCGCUACGGGUGGACUCGAUACCAAGAUUCGGAUAUGGGCCACGGCACCGAUUCUCGAUGAGGACGCGCGUGAGCCGCGGCACCUGUGCACGCUGGCACGCCACACGGGCGCAGUGUUGGCUGUGCGCUUCUCGCACUCGGGACGCUACCUUGUGUCUGGCUCCGAUGACACGGUUGCUGUGGUGUGGGAGCUAGACGAGUCGGCGGCCCCGACGUCGUUUGGGUCCUCGGAGCCAGCCCUCGAGCACUGGCGCAUGCAUCGCCGGCUGCCAGGACACACCUCGGACGUCACCGACAUUUCCUGGAGCGAGUCAGAUACGUACCUCGCGACCGUCGGUCUCGACUCGCUCGUGAUCAUCUGGUCCGGCGACACGUUCGACCGGGUGCGGACCAUCCGUGGACACCAUGGCUUUGUGAAGGGCGUCGCCUUUGACCCGACCGAGCUGUUCCUCGCUACGAGCAGUGAUGACCGCACAGUCAAGGUAUGGCGCACGCACGACUGGGGGCUCGAGGCGUCGAUCUCAGACCCGUUUCGCAGCAGUCCCAGCAGCACCUUUUUCCACCGCCUGUCGUGGACACCGGACGGCAAAUUCUUGCUCACGGCGAAUGCGAUGAAUGGCCCCGUGUUUGUGUCGAGCAUUGUCGAGCGGUACACGUGGGCCUCCGACCUGGCCCUUGUGGGACACGAGCAUGCCGUGUCGGUAGCCGCCUGCAGUCCCCAGUGGUUCCAGCGCGGCGACCAGCCGCCUGUGUCGGUCGUCGCCCUCGGCGCACAGGACCAGACUGUAUCUGUAUGGGUCACAGGCAUCCCCCGGCCCCUCCUGGUCGCGCGCGACUUGUUCGAGCGGCAUGUCAUGGACAUGCAGUGGUCCGCGGAUGGCUACACGCUCUAUGCGUGCUCGUCGGACGGCACCGUCGCCGCCCUCGCCUUUGACGCCUCCGAUCUCGCACCCGUCGCCCCCGACGAUGUCCUCGCGACAGCUCGACGACAGCUCGGCGCCGUGCCUCGCGCUCGUCCCGCCGUGCGACAAGCUCCCCCGCAACGCCCCCUCGCUCCCCCGAUCCUCCAUGCCCAUCCUCCGCAGCGCCUCGUCCAGACCAUCACCCGGGAUCAGCAUGGAAAACGACGGAUUUGUCCUACGCCCGUAGGCGCCUCGCCAGCCGUCACGACGACGAUGCCCAACAUACCCACCGAGCCACCGACGCUCGUUUCGUGGCCGCGGCCGGAUCCGCGGACGCGCUUCUUUGAUACCCACCGCACGCCGCUGGAGCCCGCCCACCCGCUCGACGUCGACCUCGAUGACGAGCAAGUGAUGGACGACAUCUCCGUGGCAUCGUCCCAGACAUACACGCAGGACGGCAUCGAGGGCGUCCUCGAAGUACGCAAUGACGCGCACUCUGCAGAGAUCGCAUGGGUCGCGCAUGAGCGGGUCCACUGGGUCGAUUAUGCUCCGUGCGCCGUUCUGUGUGCCGCUGUCAGCUCGUGUGUCGUGUGUGUGGCCCUUUGUGAUCAUACGCUCGUGUGGUACACGCACCACGGCCGACGUACGGCGUCGAUGAUGCUCGGCGUGCCGACCGUCAAGCUCGCUGCCUGUGGUCCGUACGUGGCGGCCCUCGGCCGCGACGCCCGUGUCCGCCGGUGGCAUACUCAGCAGCGCGUGGCACUCGGCGACGUGCCUCUCCCGCGCGACUCUGUGGCGGCUAUGUACGUCCACACCAACGGCGUGCCCGUCGCCGUCCUCCGUCGGCGGCAGUGCAUCGUCGCUCUCGAUACCAAGACACAGGCGUUCGUGUGCAUUGGCCACGCCGCCCUCGCACGCCUAAGCACGUCUUGGGACGUGCGACUCCGCCAAGGCGCGCAUGCGCCCGUGCGGCACGCCGAGUGCGUGCUGAACGAUGCGCUGGCCACACAGACGAUGGAGCCUGAGCGUGGUGUGACGCCCGUGCGAGUGCUGACAGCCACGAUACGGCACCUUGAAAUGCGCAUGCAAGCAGCCGAACUGCUCGAAAGCGCAGGAGAGUACCGCGAGGCACUGCAUGCGCUCGCCACGGUACUCGCCACGGAAGGUCUGGCCCUGCAGGCCGACGACUUGCUGCGCUCGCUGCUUGGGCCGAUGUACUAUCGCCCCGAUGCCCCGGCAUGGGAUCCGUGCGUACUCGGCAUGCCGAAGCGCGAGCUCCUUGCCUCCGUGCUCACGACCAUGCAACAGCACCGCCGACUCGACACGCUCGUGCACGGCGUCCAACACGUGCUGCGCACUCUCGCAUCCGAUGCCACAUAA